This is a messenger RNA of Talaromyces marneffei, 774 nucleotides long. RefSeq lists its product as uncharacterized. The record is from RefSeq and is a predicted model, not a curated record. Gene Ontology annotation, cellular component: endopeptidase Clp complex. Gene Ontology annotation, biological process: protein quality control for misfolded or incompletely synthesized proteins. The transcript is spliced from 3 exons. Gene Ontology annotation, molecular function: ATPase binding; ATP-dependent peptidase activity; serine-type endopeptidase activity. Bases 1 to 774 code for a protein of 257 amino acids. Lineage: Eukaryota; Fungi; Ascomycota; Eurotiomycetes; Eurotiales; Trichocomaceae.
AUGAACCCCUCAGGAUCCUUCAGAGUGCUAGGCACAAUUGCACGACAAACUUCGAUUCGAUCUACAUUUCAAUCACCAUUUAUCUCGUCAAAAUUAAGAGCUUUCUCAUACUUGACUCCGAGGCUAUCAGGAACAGCGCCUCGGGGAUGGACACCCACACCAUUUGUGACAGAGACGGUAGGUGGAGGAUGGCAUACAUAUGACAUCUUCUCCCGAUUACUCAAAGAGCGCAUUAUCUGCCUCAAUGGCGAAGUUGACGAAACUACAUCAGCCGCCAUUGUCGCUCAACUCCUAUUCCUCGAAGCAGACAACCCCGAAAAGGCAAUUCAUCUCUACAUCAACUCCCCCGGAGGUUCAGUGACGGCGGGACUUGCGAUUUACGACACUAUGACCUAUAUACAAUCACCUGUGCACACUAUCUGUGUCGGUCAAGCGGCCAGUAUGGGAUCUUUGUUGUUAUGUGGUGGUCAUGCCGGUAAGAGGUACUGUUUACCACACUCAUCGAUCAUGAUCCAUCAGCCCUCGGGUGGAUAUUUCGGACAGGCUAGCGAUAUUGCGAUUCACGCAAAGGAGAUUCUCCGGGUAAGGACGCAGCUCAAUCAGAUUUACCAAAGACACUUGACUGGCAAGAAGCAAUUGUCGUUGGAUGAAAUCGAGAAGCUCAUGGAGAGAGAUUAUUUCAUGGGUGCUCAGGAAGCUCUGGAGAUGGGCAUUGUGGAUGAGAUCUUGGAUCGAAGGAUGAAGCCUGAGAGUGAGAGUGAACCCGCCAAAUGA